Molecule: messenger RNA, 669 nt
Organism: Carya illinoinensis
Lineage: Eukaryota; Viridiplantae; Streptophyta; Magnoliopsida; Fagales; Juglandaceae
Product: NAC transcription factor 32-like
Exons: 2
Coding region: 1-669 (222 amino acids)
Biological process (GO): regulation of DNA-templated transcription
Molecular function (GO): DNA binding
Source: RefSeq, a predicted model, not a curated record
AUGUAUGAGGAGUAUUGUGUGCUUAGAAACCAAGUCCCAAACUCCUUCGAUGGAUUCCAUAACCCUAGCAUCGAGGAGCUGGUAGAACAUUUCAAGCCCCACCCUCCUGGAUAUAGGUUCUGUCCAACGGAUAAAGAGCUUGUCGAGUGUUACUUGAAGAGAAAGAUAUCGAACCAACCAGUGCCGGUGAGCUGGAUCGUGUCGGCUAACAUCUAUCGUCACAAACCCGAGUUUCUUUCAAAGGUAUUCAAGGAUUAUGGAGAAACAGAAUGGUACUUUUUCACACCAAGAGAUCGAAAGUAUCCAAAUGGAACUCAUCCAAGUCGAUCAACUGAUGGUGGAUAUUGGAAGGCCACAGGAGUUGACAAGUCAACCGAAUCACACGGAGAACACAUCGGGUUUAAGAAGUCAUUGGUUUUCUAUAGGGGAAAACCCCCUAAAGGUGUCAAAACAAAUUGGAUUAUGUAUGAGUUCACCGUCAAAGAUCCUCCUCAAAACAAAAGGGAUGCCAAUGACAUGAGGUUGGAUGACUGGGUUUUAUGUAGGGUUAAGAAUAAAAUUGACAAAUCUCCUAAAACACGCACUGAAGUUGAUGUGGAUAAUGAAAAUUUUGACAUUGUCAAUGAUACGGAGAAUGAUACCCUUUGGAACUUGGAGAAUGCAUUAUAG